Molecule: messenger RNA, 2979 nt
Organism: Salmo salar (Atlantic salmon)
Lineage: Eukaryota; Metazoa; Chordata; Actinopteri; Salmoniformes; Salmonidae
Gene: nudcd1
Product: NudC domain containing 1
Source: RefSeq, a predicted model, not a curated record
GAUUGAGCCUGCUGCCUGACCUAAAAAUGAACGGAGUUAUGUUUUGUAGCAAUUAUUGUGUCCUUUGUUUUGACGAUUGCACAAUCACGCUAGCAGCAUGUAAAUAUGGUUGUCCUUGUUUAAUAGAGCCAUUGGACUUGUCUCAGCGUUGUUCUUAUCUGCCACGACAUUGCAGGAUAUCUAGAUUGACACAUUUUUCCUUGUUUUGUAAAGACUACCGCUGACGGGAGCCCUAAUUCCUUGUCCAAUUGUGUUCCCAUCCUCCAAGGAAGCCUUUUAAAAAUGGAGACUGUACUAGUUUCUACAGGUUCACGGGAGCUAUGUCUAACCAAGAUUGCUAAGUAAUUACAAUGGCUGCUUCUGAUGCUUCCUCUUUCCAAGAAGAGCUGGACGACAAAACCGUUUUUUAAAUAUUAUUUUACAUAGGGACAUACAGCCCUAUUAAUUUGAGCCGGAAUACAAUGAAGAUGAAUUGAGACAGCGAGAACAAGAAUUUCGUGACUAGCGUGCAGCGAUGGGGAGCAACGGUCAGGUGGUGCCUAUACAGGCGCUGUCCGGCCAUGCCAACAGAAGAGGAAUGUCUGCUGCCACGAAUUAGAUCGCGGACAGUUGUUACUGGAGAGGGUCACUGCAGACCCCAUGGAUCGUGUGUGUGUGACCGACAUCAAAGUUUCAACGCACAUAAGGAUAGAGGGGUGCUGGAGACGUUCUUCAGAACCUUCCAGAUCAACUUGCGGCGGCAACCAAAACCAGCUGGACCGGGGGGCAAAUUACAGAACAAUACCGCUUGGUGGCCUACAUAUUAUUUUUGGAGUUUGGUCUAUGUGGGGAGAAGUUAGGCAGAGAACACCGAAUACCCUUGCCUGCAUGUGUUGUUGGGGCCAUUUGAGCAAUUUAUUGCUCACUUGAUGGACAGUAUAUUGGAUACAAAGAAGUUGAUGACUCGAGGGGAUGCGAAAGGUUCCAUAACAACAAUCUCCCCUUGUAUCAAAGUGACUAUGAACACCUCACUGCACCCCCCACACCAAAUGACACAGCACUGGGGAAGCCAAUAGAGGUCUUCCACAUGUCCUCUGACCACACUACGUGUGAGGACCGUCUCUGUGCCUCUCUUAGCUUCAUCUCUGCCACCUGGGCAUCCCUCUCCGACGGUGCGGGCAGACUCUACCUCCUCAGAACCAGCAUGAGAAGGGAGAAUCGCAGUCUGAAGUGGGAGCCCAUGUUCAGUGAGGAGAUGGGGGAGCCCUUCACCAUCCUCCACAGCAUAUCUCACGUCCAGGCUGGGGUCCACUCCAUGGAGGUCCUGCUCCUCCGCAUCCAGAAAGACCCAUCAUCGGACUCUGAUGCAAAGGGAAGUGGCUACUCUGUUUCUUUGGAAUGGAUCACAGUCUCUAACACUGCAGAACAGGGUCAGGAGAAGAAGUACAAGGUAAGGAAGAGGAAGGUGCUGAGGGGGAAGUCAGUGCCCCACUAUGCAGCGUUGGAGCCCCAAGGGAAAGGGCUAAUGGUGGCUUCGGAGAAACCCUUUGUUUUUACACAUGUGGACGGGGCACUGCUGGAGCAGCCUGCGGCACAGGCCAUGGAGAUGGAGUCGAGCACUGGUGGGUCAAUGCUACAGGUCAUAGAUCCAAUCUACUUCUGGCAGCAGACAAUAGAGGAUAUAACAGUAUCUGUGCGUAUGCCUGAGGGCAUCACCAAAGACGACGUGCUCUUCAAGCUCUCCAUGGAAAAUGUGAGUGUGGGGGUGCAGGGUUUUGCCCCCUUGCUGGAGGGGCAGCUGCACGCCCCUGUGGACCCCGAAGCCAGUGCCUGGAUCAUCAAAGACGAGAAAAGCCUGGAGGUGACUCUCCAGAAGAGGAGCGAGGGGCCCAUGUGGCCAGAGCUGCUGACUGGAGGAGACAGGAGAGGAGAGUUCCUGAUGAGUGAGGAGCAGACGGCCUUGCUCCACGAGAGACUGACAUACCUCACUACUGAGGACAUGAAUGCCAACCCAGACAAGGACAAGCCCCCGUGCAACGCCCAGGAGCUGGAGGACUGCGAUGGCUUCCCAGAAGACAGCUCCAACCUGACACGCUUCGAUGGAGAGUCUCUCAAGCCCACUCACGUGGUGAACUUAGGGAGCCAUCAGUACCUGUUCACGGUGGACUUGAACCCAUCUGAGAUGCCUAGUUUCUGUCUGCGUCAUGACGUGGACGCCCUGCUGUGGCAGCCCCGUCCGGACCAGCCCAGCAACAUGUGGGAACACAUCGCCACCUUCAACGCCCUCGGCUACGUCCAGGCGUCGAAACGUGACAAGAAAUUUGCCACCUGCCCCCCAAACUUCUCCUAUGCCGCCUUGGGGGAGUGUCUUCGCCGGGUGUUCAUCUACCGGCAGCCGUCGCCGGUGGACACAGUCCUGUUCAACAGGAUGCAGGGUCGUCAGGUGGGCCAGGUCGCUAAGCAACAGGUGGCCAGCCUGGAGUCAAACAACAUUGUCCUAGGCUUCAGAGCAACCAAUGAGAGACUGUUCGUCCUGACCUCUAACAACCUAUUUGUUCUGAAGAUCAACAAUUAGAUCUGGGACUACUUUUAUGGCCAGUUUUACAGACACAUCUGGGAUGGAGAAUCCCCAUUGAGAUAACAUUUUAGUCCAGGACUAAGCUUAAUCUGUGUCUGGGAAUCUGCCCCUUAGAAUGUUUCCAUCCACCAUACACACUGUCUACCCCUGAGACAGCUAUACCAUUCCACAAAGUAAAAGGAGUGUAUCUAGAACCUACAGUAAGUGUGGUAGUGUAAUGUCAUUUGUGGUAGGGGUUUGAUCUGUCAGCAAUAUGUCUAAACUUUCAAAUGUCUGUCUUCAUAUUUGUAUGUUAUUCUGUGAAUAUCCUAUGGUGUUGACACUCUAUAGGAGCCCAAAUGUAGUAUGAUUCAUGUUCUCACAGUAUAAUAGAAGCAGAAUGUAAUGACAAAAUUCCAAUAAAACCAAACAACGUUAUAAUA